Trichoderma breve is the source of this 933-nucleotide messenger RNA. Its product is annotated as short chain dehydrogenase domain-containing protein. Lineage: Eukaryota; Fungi; Ascomycota; Sordariomycetes; Hypocreales; Hypocreaceae. The coding region runs from base 1 to 933 and encodes 310 amino acids. The record is from RefSeq and is a predicted model, not a curated record. The transcript has 4 exons.
AUGGGCCAACCUCCUAUUCCACCCACUCCAAGUGAGGUCAAUGUCGGUGGUAAGACGGUCAUAAUCACCGGCGGCAAUGCUGGUUUGGGCUACGAGGCCGCCAGACAAUACCUUACACUGGGUGCCUCUCGCGUGAUUCUGGCGUGUCGUUCCAUUGCUCGAGGAAAAGACGCCGUAGCAUCGCUCCGAGCUGACCCUACCGUCAAAACGUCCAAUCCCGACGCCUUGAUCGAAGUGUUCGAACUCGACCUCGACGACUACCAAUCUGGACUUCGAUUUGCUAAGAAGGUGAAGGAUGAGGUCAAGGAACUUGAUAUCCUCUUGAACAAUGGUGGACAGGUCUUUUUAGGGUAUGAGAAAAGCAAGAGUAACCAUGAGCGGAACAUGCAAGUGAACUGCUACACCCACCUUCUCAUUUGUCUUGAGCUGUUCCCGCUCUUGCGAUCUACCGCCGCGAUUAAGCAAAAUACUCUAUCCAAAAAACCUAUAGCGCCUGACAGCUCGGUACUCAGCCACUUUGAUGAUGAAGCUACUUUUAGCAAAUUCUUUCGUUACGCUGAUACCAAAACUGUUGUCAAUGCUUAUGUUCGCCGCCUGGCUGCAUUGGCGCCCUCCGAAGUCAUCGUCAACAACCCAUGUCCUGGCCUUGUGCAAACGGGGCUGGAUAAAAAUCUUCCAUUCUACCUGAGGAUCCCAAUGGGGCUCGUACGCAAGUCUAUGGCUCGUACAGUGGAAGAGGGAGCGCGAACGUUGAUCUUUGCAAGCGUCGUUGCGGGACCUGAAACCAAUGGCAAGUUUAUGCAGCAUAACAAAGUCGACCCAGGCGCUGCUUUUCUCAAUACUCCCGAGGGAGAAGAGUUUAUUGGCAGAUUAUGGAGGGAGUCGGUGGAAGACAUUGCCGCCUUGGAUCUCGCACUUAGUGUCUACGCUUAA